This is a messenger RNA of Limulus polyphemus (Atlantic horseshoe crab), 5128 nucleotides long. RefSeq names its product rho GTPase-activating protein 45-like. The record is from RefSeq and is a predicted model, not a curated record. The transcript is spliced from 26 exons. Bases 60 to 4328 code for a protein of 1422 amino acids. Gene Ontology annotation, biological process: signal transduction; activation of GTPase activity. Gene Ontology annotation, molecular function: GTPase activator activity. Lineage: Eukaryota; Metazoa; Arthropoda; Merostomata; Xiphosura; Limulidae.
UAUUUGAUACCACGGAGUUAAACACAACUUUUCAAAUUCGCUGAUUAUCAAUUUCGGGAAUGGCCGGUGGAACAAAACCACUUCGUGGUCCUUUUUUCAAAACGUUACGUUAUCGCAGUGCCAGUCUGACCAACAUUUUAGAAUCAGCUAAAGCAUUGUGUUCAUCGCAAAAGAAUAAAACUCACAAACGUUUCAACAGCUCUUUGCACAUAGAGGACCCAUCAUGCAGCUACAGCUCCAUUUCAGAACUGACACGCGCUUCCACUUUACCUGUGGAAGAAUGUCCCAUGCGCAGUGUUAAUAAUGCCAGUUCUUAUUCACUUGAGGGAGCCGGGAAGUCAUUGUGUGUAUCAAUGAACAGCAUUAAUAGCAAUGGAUCAUCUGAUAGCCACCUGGUGGAACAAGAAAACAUUGUUGCCUUAACACAUGAUGUUCGAAGAUUUAAAGAAGCAGUGGGUCAGCUUAAAAAAAAUAUUGAAAUAGAAAUAGGGAAACAAGAGACAACGAAAAAUACAGUCUAUGAAAAAUUAGAAGAAUUACUACAGAUAUUAAGAAAUAUUUUGGAAAAGUAUCCUCCAGUCCAGUCUAUUGAGUUGUUCAUGGCAGUAGACACAGUAAUACAGCUGUUUAAAGGUCACAACUUCGAAGAUGGAAUAUCAAGACCGACACAAUUCGUUGAAGCUGUUGAUCAGCUAGUUGGAGCAUUCACUAAUAGAGUGUCAGAAUACUUGAUGGGUGACUUUGAUUCUUCUAGCCAAACCGUGCCAAAAACUAUAUCACGUGAAAAAGUUUUCGAUGAUGGAGAAAAUGAACUCUUUCCUAAAGACAAAGACUCAGUGCUCUCGUCAUUGACACCUCAAGAAGUAGACACCAGGAUCAUGAGGUUUACAGAUGGUGUUGAAAUUGCCUUACACAGAGCCAAAGUUUGGUCUAAGUAUGCGAAAGAUAUCUUAACAUACAUUGAAAAGAGAACAAUCUUAGUGGCAGAGCAUGCUCGGAAUCUUAACAAACUGACUCAAUCAAUGAGACCAAUUUUACAAGAAGAGAGCUACCUGCCAUUCCAGUCUAUUUAUUGUACUACAUUGGACCAAGAUCUAUUAAAUGCUAAUGCGUGGUUGUCUACUUGUGUCCUUUUACAGGGUCACAAGUUUAUGAAGCCAUUAUCAGAAAGAAGAAAUGAACAUGAAAGAUCAAGAAAACAAAUUAAAGAAAAAUGGCGAAGAGAAUUAAAGCAACUGCAUGAAGUAAUUAGCAACCUGCAAAAGGUGAAGUUUUUGUAUUUUCAACGUCAACAAGAAUAUGAAAUAGCCAAAAGUUCAACCCUAAAAGCUGAAAAUGGUGAGACUAGCAAGGUUGAUAAAAAACGACGUAUGGAAGAUGAUGCUUUGCAAAGGGCAAUUGAAGCUGAAACAAUGUACAAGAAUUGUAUUAUAGAGGCUAAUAAGAAGCAGAAGAAGCUGGAAAGUGUUAAGACAGAAGUGCUACAACGUCUUCGAGAACUUCUCUGUCAGUGUGAUCAGACUAUGAAAACAGUCACAGUAGCUUAUUUUGAACUUCAGCAUACCAUUUCAGCAGCUGCUCCUGUACAGUUUCAGACAUUGUGGGAAAGCAGUAGACUGUAUGAACCAGGAGCCCAAUACAUGGAAUAUGUAAAGCAUCUUUCUUCUACUGAAAAUACAUGUCAGAAAAUCAUUCCUUUCACCUUUGAACCUUUCACUGGUGAUGGCAGGACAGAGAAAUGUUGUCGUUCUAAUGGUUCUUUAGAGAGUUGUGAAGGCCUUUCACUUCAUCAAUCUUUUGAAGCCAAGUUUUCAACAAAAAGUAAAGAACAUCAGUCAGUAAGGUCACUGAACACAAGAACUUGUACAAUUAUGGAGAGUGAUUCUGACAGUAUAAGCAGUUUUCAAAGUAACAAAUCUCAAGAAAUAACUCCACCAGGUAGUCCAGAGAUAGCUCCACAUAAAAGGCUUGUCAUGUCUUCCGAUGAUGAACUUGAAAUGGACCAGGCUAACAAUCUGUUCUGUAAACAACCUGACACUGGUGUUGUUAUAGAAAGUAUAGAAAAGUGUACUAAAGCUGCUGAAACCCAUAAUUUCAAAAAGUUAAAAACUCCAGCAAAAUGUCGAAAGUGUGAUUCAUAUGUUUACUUUCAAGGUGUUGAGUGUUCUAAGUGUGGCCUUGCAAGUCACAAAAAAUGUUUAGAGCUGCUGGCAAUUCAGUGUGGUCACAAACAACUUCCACGAAAGAUGACUACAUUUGGUAUAGAACUGAUAGCAUAUGCGAGAGAAUACGGAGAAGAAAUUCCACACAUCAUCACCAAAUGUGUAGAAGAAAUUGAUAGAAGAGGAUACUUGAUAAAGGGCAUCUAUCGAGUGUCUGGUGUAAAGUCAAAGGUGGAGAGUCUGUGCCAAUGCUUUGAAAAUGGAGCAGAAUUAGUUGAUCUUACUGAAGUGCAUCCUAAUAUCGUAGCUAAUGUAAUGAAAUUGUACUUGAGACAACUUCCUGAGCCUUUACUGACCUUCAGGCUUUAUCCUGAUUUCAUUAGAAUAGCCAAAGAUUAUUCUUCAGAGAAAGACCAGUUAGCUGUUAAAGAGCUUCGAUAUUUGGUACAACAGUUACCUCAUGUGCACUUUACAACUGUGGCAUACAUAAUGCAUCACCUGAAAAGGAUAACAGAACAUGCCGAACAUAACAACAUGCCUUCAAGUAACCUCGGCAUUGUUUUUGGGCCCACUUUCAUUCGAACAAGUGAAGGAAGUGCAUCUUUAAGUUCUCUCGUUGACACCAUAUAUCAAGCGAGGGUCACUGAGUUGUUAAUUUCCUAUUCUGACCAGAUUUUUGGUUUUCCUGAAGUGGUGUAUCCUGAUCUUUUAAUUGACACUUCUGAGGUUAAGAAAGAAAGUUCAAAUCAUUAUGCCUUUUCUCAGGAAAGCAGAUGCAAUAAUAUGGAUCAGACUAUGUCAGCAGUCAGUGGAGUUGUUAAAAAUCUGAUAAAUGAUACGCCUGCUACCACCAGUUUACAGGAAUACUCUUUCCUGAGUGCCAAUAGUAGGGAUAAAGAGAACUUCUCAAUUUCAAAAACUCAUUCUGCAGAUGAUUGUCUUGGCUCUGGGAGGUACUUGGAUGAUGAGAUAUUAGAGCUGUCACUGUGUGAUGAAUCCCAUAGUAAAAAAUCUCCACUUUUGCCAGCUAUGAUUACUUCAUCUGCCAUGGGAUUAAAACGACACCCAGAAAGUUUACCAUCAACUAGGAAAAUACAAGUUCAGUCACAAGCAAGUGCUACCCAGACUAAGGUUGUCCCUCCACCUUGUAAAGAUAUCUCAGUUAAUGACACUGCUAGUGAACAGGAAUAUGAAAAGGAGAGCAGAAAAAAUAUGGAAUUUUCCUCUUUCUCUGACACAUCAGUAGUAAAUAUAGCUAGUCAAACUGCUACCUUGCCUUCUACAUCAACUUCUUUUAUACCAUUAGUUGACCAGAAAGCAAACAAUUCCAAUGUUGCAAGUCGACCUUCCACAGCAGAGUUGAGACGUAAUUUUUUUGAAACUCAAUCAAAAAAUAUGCCAGGCAUUAGUGCAGCUGCUCAGUAUUCAGGCUCUAUUGACUCUAACAAAGUUGAAAAUCAGCAUAGUUUAUUUAGACCUAGUAGUGGAUCUUAUUCUGCAUCCACGUUAUCUUCCACAGUUAAUCUUCAAACAAGCUUAAACAGUAACCAAAGUGUUUUGGAACAGCUGUUUCAGCAUAAUAUUAAUACAGUCAGAAACCAGGAGCCAGGGAUAAAAGUGCCAGCACUGGAAAGCAAAACUCAAUCAGAGAAUCCAACAGUAUCAACUUCAUUGAAGGAUCCUUCAACAAAAUAUGUUUGUCCUUUUACCAAGAACUCCUCUUCUGUAAACACCAGAUUACCGCACUCACCUAUAUCAUCCAGUGCAACAUAUUCUGUUCAAACAAAGGAAAAAAAAUUCCCCCAAUGUGACCAAAGAAGCCUUUUAAGCUCUAAACCUCCUCUUGAGCCAUCCAUGAGGAAGCUGUCAUGCCCUGAAGAAAGAUGUUGCCGCCAAUUAAGAAAAGCCUCCCGCAAUUUUUUCUCAUCUUCCCAAGAAGGAUUUGCAUCUUCAAAACAAAGUAUUAAUAACAUUGAACCUAGUUUGCCUCGACCAGUUGCUAAAAGUCGUAUUGGUUUAGCUUCUCAUACACCAUGUUCAUUUACAAAUUCGUCAACAGCAUAUCACUCUUUGACUUCCACCUCUUCCCAGAAAGAACUGUUCCAACAAUAUGAACCUCCAAAAAUCACUGGGUUGUCAUCAGAUCGUGAAUCUCAUUUUGUAUGACUAUAGUUUAACUGUUUCACAUAGAAAUAGUGCUAUAUAUAUAUAUAUAUAUAUACUUUACAUACAUUUCAGUCAAAUUAUGAGAACUUAAGAAACCUGUAUUUUUUGAACUACAAUAUUGAUAUUGUAUUGACCAUUUUAUGUUUAUUUAGCUAUGCAUAACACAUACUUCAUACCGAAGAAGCAGCACACUUUAUGCGAAAUUCAACGAACUACAACACACCAGUGCUUACCUAAGGCACACGUUAACCACUAAAUAUCUAAUAAUAUAUAAUACUGUGUGUUGAUAUCAAAUAUAUAUAAAUAUGUGUGCCACUGACAGGAAGAGUUGUUUGUAUUAGGUUGUGAACAACACUAUAUGCACAGCAUGGAUUCUCCUGGAUCAAUUGUUGUGUUAUUUACUUAUCCUAUAAAUUCGUGCAGAAAAAUAUGUUUGUUAGGUGGAUUUUGAAGCUUCAAAAUCUAGUAUUUAAUUAGUUUGUUUUGUAAAUAAAAUAAUGUGUAAACUGCAGGUAUAGUUUGCAUUCAAAUAUUUAAGUUCCUGUCAAAAUAUAGCUUUAAAUCUUAACAUUAGGAAUAGUAGAAUAUCUGUGCUUUUCUGUAGCCCUAUGUUUUACUCUAAUUGUUACUAUAUAUGUUUCAGAUUAGAUCAUUAUAGGUUUUGAAAUAAUAAAUAUAAUGUAAAAUAAGAUUUAGUACAAUGUAUCAUUUAAUUGCUAGAUCUUCGUGACUCACGACUUGUAGGUGUACUUGUUUGUUUUUGAAUUUCUAUACAGAGAAAAAUAUACAAAUUCUCUAUA